AUGCAGCCUCAACGCUUUAUUCUUCUUUCAGCCACAUUAUUGCCUUCUGCUCUUGCCGUCGAUGCUCCCAUCGAAGGGUACGGAGUAGUUGUCCCCGAAUGGGAGGUCGAGGUGACCUCAGGGUCAACGGCAGUACUUGGGGGGACAAUAGAGGAGAUCCACGAUGAGCUUCUCCUGUUGAACCCCCAGUGGGACGAAGAGUACAUGUCCAACUCUACACAGUCCGAUGCCAAUACUGAGAAGAGAGAUUCUGACAUGCAUCUCUUUGGCCGUACCGACUUCAAAGGGGCGAAAUACACAUGUCGUGGCCGCUGGCCCGAAUGCCACCCAGCUCCCAUUGUUACGGGCAUAGAGUACCUUCGAUAUGUUCAAGGGAAGCCAAAGAAUGGUCCCGGCCCCGGAAACUGUGGCCGAGUAAGCUGCUCCAACAACGCUGCGAUCUGGUGGUGUAAUGAUAACGCCAGCUCCAAAAUUUUGAACGGUUUUGGAAGUAUUGCUGAUGGGGCUGAAUAUAUUAAUGACAAAUGCACACGAUGGGGUUGGCAAAAUGGAGGCUAUCGAAGUUUUGUGUCGGGACAGGUGUUCCACAGCACUAAAUGGAAUGUCAUUGUGCGAAAGGACAAGUGCUAG
Molecule: messenger RNA, 630 nt
Organism: Fusarium sp. VM40
Lineage: Eukaryota; Fungi; Ascomycota; Sordariomycetes; Hypocreales; Nectriaceae
Source: the annotation of a GenBank genome assembly